This is a messenger RNA of Sphenostylis stenocarpa, 1236 nucleotides long. NCBI's taxonomy places the organism in Eukaryota, Viridiplantae, Streptophyta, Magnoliopsida, Fabales, Fabaceae. The record is from the annotation of a GenBank genome assembly.
AUGAGCUCGAAGGAGAGACCCACUCUUGGUGGCACGCGGAUUAAGACCCGCAAACGGAAUAUUGCAGCGCCGCUGGACCCUGCAGCAUUCUCGGAUGCAGUGGUCCAGAUUUAUUUGGAUAAUGCUGGUGAUCUGGAACUUAUUGCUAAGAGCAUUGAAUCUUCAGACCUUAACUUCUCAAGAUACGGUGACACCUUUUUUGAGGUUGCUUUCACUGGGGGUCGUACACAACCUGGAACUACCAAGCCUGAUGAGGGCGAACGCCAUCCUUACUCUAUAAUAGAGAGUGAGCCUAAGCGUGAAGUCAUCUUACCAUCUGUAAUCUAUAUACAAAAGAUUUUGCGGAGAAGGCCAUUUCUCAUCAAGAACCUUGAAAAUGUCAUGCGAAGGUUCCUCCAGUCCUUGGAGCUUUUUGAGGAAAAUGAGAGGAAGAAGUUGGCAAUCUUCACCGCACUUGCAUUCUCCCAGAAGUUGUCUGGUCUCCCACCAGAAACUGUGUUCCAACCACUUCUUAAAGAUAACCUUGUGGCCAAAGGGCUAGUUCUGUCAUUUAUGACUGACUUCUUUAAGGAGUAUCUGAUUGAUAACAGCCUUGAUGACCUUAUUUCAAUUCUGAAACGGGGAAAAGUAGAGGAUAAUCUUUUGGACUUUUUCCCCCCUACAAAAAGAUCCAAUGAAGCUUUCUCUGAGCAUUUCAGCAAGGAAGGACUGGUGGCCUUGGUGGAGUAUAAUGAAAAGAAAAUUUUUGAGGUGAAAUUGAAGGAAAUGAAGUCUGCUUUAACAACACAGAUAACAGAGGAGGCUGAUACAUCUGAAGUCAUUGAGACUGUGAAGUUGCGAGUUAGAGAUGCUAAAUUGCCGGACAUUGAGGUGGUGCGGGUCUUGUGGGAUGUUUUAAUGGAUGCUGUGCAGUGGUCUGGAAAAAAUCAGCAGCAGAAUGCAAAUGCAGCCCUUCGUCAGGUAAAAACUUGGGCAGAACUGUUGAAUACAUUCUGUACCAGUGGGAAACUUGAGCUGGAACUUAUGUACAAAGUACAGAUGCAAUGCUACGAGGAUGCUAAACUGAUGAAGCUGUUCCCUGAGAUUGUUAGAUCUCUUUAUGACCAGGAUGUGCUGGCUGAAGAUACCAUUCUUCAUUGGUUCCGAAAAGGAACAAACACCAAGGGCAGGCAAACCUUUGUGAAGGCGCUGGAGCCCUUUGUUAAUUGGCUGGAGGAGGCUGAGGAGGAGGAGUAA